Molecule: messenger RNA, 1197 nt
Organism: Caenorhabditis angaria
Lineage: Eukaryota; Metazoa; Nematoda; Chromadorea; Rhabditida; Rhabditidae
Source: the annotation of a GenBank genome assembly
AUGACUUCUGCUAACUCUGCCUCAUAUUAUUACGAUAAUAAUUAUGAUUUUAAAGUGAGUUUUUCUCGGAAUAUUGUAGAAUUGUUCAGGUUAGAGGUUUUUGAAAAUUUGAACAUUCAAAAAAUUUGCUGUUUCAAAAUAUUCAUGAAUAAAUUAUUGGCUCUGAAAAUUUGAUUGUUGAGGGAUAAACAACAGAACAUUUUUCAAAAAAUUCGAAAACUAGGGAAUUGCUCAGGUUAAGAGCUUCUAUUCGAAUUUUGGUUAGCUUUUUAGAAAUUUUCAGAUAACGAGUUUAUUAUGAACGAUUCCAUGGAAAAUAAACAAGUUCUUGUCAGCAAAAAAUAUUAUAUGAAUAUUUUGAAACGUAGAAUAUUUUGGGAUAUUUUUCUAGAAAACAGCAUCUGAGAAGCUCAGCUCAUACUAAACAUUUUUCAAAAAUUCGAAAACUGAUGCAUUGCUCAGAUUAAGAGCUCUAAAGAUUACUGUAUUUUUGUCAGAUUUGUGAAGAAGACGAUGAAGAAGAAGAAGAGCAAAAACCAGUGCAAAAACGAGAAAAACGAAAAUAUCGAUGUAGAAAAAGGAGUCCGGCGACAAUUGAAAGAGCAAAAAUUGUGAGAAGAGAUAAGGUACGGUAGUUUGCCACGUGGCGCUAAAUUCAAAUUUCUAUUGAUUUUUGCAGGCAAAUGCUCGAGAAAGACGAAGAAUGAAUAGUUUGAAUGAUGCUUUGGAACAUUUACGAACAAUUUUGCCAGCUUUACCUGAUGAGCCAAAAAUGACUAAGAUUGAGACGCUGAAAAAAGCGCAAGAGUGAGUUUUAAGCCAAAAAUCGUGAAAAUCCUAUUUUUUAAAAGCAAGAAAAUUCACUGUUUCAAAAAUUUCAAAUAUAUUUGUGAGGAAUUUUUUCAAGUUGAUUCAAUAACUUGUUUUUUCGUCAAAAAAUCUCAAAUUUUCUCUCAAAAUUCUCCAAUUUUUUCCAGAUACAUUGCAAUUUUAUCAUCUCAACUUAGCUCAACUUCAUCCUCCUCAAAUAUUUCUCCAAAUUCUCAAAAUUCCUGCGACAAUGGUAUUUCUUGUGGUUGUUGCUCAUCUUAUCAAUCGACCCCAUUUCAAUCCCCAAAUUUUCCAUUUCCAAAUCAGAAUUUUGGAACUGCUCAAAAUUCACAGAACUAUUAUCAUUUUCAUCAACAAAAUCGAUAA